AUGGGCAAGAAAGACGAGCUGGUGGAGAAAGCGCAGCGCCAACGCGAAGAAGCUGAGGCUGCUGCCAAGAAGGAGCUGGAAAGGCGGGAGCAGGAGAAGGAGCAGGAGCGUCAGGAAGCCGAGCGCCAAAAGCGGGAAGAGCAGAAGAAGGUUGAGGAGGAGAACAGACGAAAGCUGGAGGAGCUCCAGGCGAAGGAAAGAGAGCGAGUGCAGCGGGAAGCUGCCGAGAGGCGCAGACAGGCCGAGAAGGCAGAGGAGGAGAUGAAGAAGAAGGAGGCCGAAACGCGCGACCAGCGUGUGAAGGCCAGUGUAGAGGCCGCCAAGAAGCACCAGGCUGACCGCGCGGCCGCUAAGGCCGCCAAGGAGGCUGAGUCCCUCUAUGGAGACAUGCCACAGCCAGACGCAGACUCCGCAGCCGCCUCGGAGGUGGCCAUCUUCGUCCUCGUGGCUCUCAGUCAUGGACUGAAGUAUGACGUCAUCAAGGACGCAACCGACAAACAGCCAGGUUGCAAAGGCCGGAAGAGCAAAAGCAAGACGACUUGCUCCGAAGUGGCGGAUGAUGAAUGCGACGGGACCUGGAUUGAGCACGCGGAUAGCAUAUUGCAGUGCAAGCUCACCAAAUCCGGGUGCUUGUCUACGGGUCCGCUGUGCAAGCCAGUUGUGGGUCCCGGCAUCGGCAAGGAUGGCAUCGUGGCUUGGUACAGGAGUGAGGAUGCCGAGCCAGUCUGGAAGAGCAAGGUGGGCAGUUUGGAGGCCAAGGCGACCCAUGGUAGCGUGGAGGUGAAGGUCGAGAAAGGAAAUGGGGCUGGCAAGCCCGUGAAAUACAUCUAUGGCAACACGAAUGCGUACUAUGACUUUGGAAAAAUCCUGAAGAAGGGCUUCACGAUUUGCUCUGUCAGCCGCUAUGCCGGAGGCCACACGAACCGUGUUCUCCAAGCCAGCGGGAUGAACUGGUUGCACGGCCAUUGGUCCUCUCGAACCGGCGUGGCGCAUUACCAGACAUGGAACACUCCAAGCUCGGGACCGAACAACAAGGAAUGGCUGGUGUACUGCGGCACGUCUGGAAAGAGGGUCAUGAAUGGCGCGGGGAAGAACAUAGCCAACAACAAGGCCAAUGAUCUCACAAGAGACUACAACCUGGUGGUCAACACGCCAGGCGAACGCUCGGAGUUUGGCGUCAUGGAAGUCAUCGUGUGGAACAAGCAUCUCAGCGAAGAUGACAUGAAGAAAGUCGUCGAGUACCUGAACGCCAAGCUCGAGCACGGCUCUUCCUAG
Messenger RNA from Symbiodinium natans, 1275 nucleotides. Lineage: Eukaryota; Dinophyceae; Suessiales; Symbiodiniaceae. The record is from the annotation of a GenBank genome assembly.